Messenger RNA from Tetrahymena thermophila SB210, 963 nucleotides. Its product is annotated as transmembrane protein, putative. Lineage: Eukaryota; Ciliophora; Oligohymenophorea; Hymenostomatida; Tetrahymenidae. The transcript has a single exon. The record is from RefSeq and is a predicted model, not a curated record.
AUGGAAGUAAGUACUGCUAAUGUAGUAAUCCAAGUUAUCCUUAUUAUGGUGAAUAAAGUGCUUCUGUACCUUUAUAAUGUGUAACCUAAUGCUUAAAUUAUCAAUUUUUUAAUUUAUGUUUAAAUAAUUGCUCGUAAAUUACAAACUCUUAAAAUCCUGCUAAUUUAAGUAGUGGGAAAUAAUGUAUUUGUUCAUCUACUACCUAAUAUAGAAACCCUAAUAACUACUCCUGUACUUCUAAAUGUCCAUAAUAUAUAUCACUUAAUCCCAAUAGCUAAGAUUGUGUAGAUAAUUGUUCUUAAUUUACGAAUGCUAUUGUUCCUAACAGCACAGGGAAUAGAUGUCUUUGUAGUAACCCACUUUAUCCAUAUAUUAGCAUUGAUGGUUAAAGUUGCAUUUCAUAAUGCAAUGGUUAUUUAAGUUUUAGUUCAAAUAACUGUGUCUCAGACUGCCCCACAAGCUUUUAAGGUUCUAUUAAUCCAAUUUUUCAAGGUUAUUAAUGCUAAUGUGGACCUUCUACGCCAUACUUAAAUCUAAAUAAGUCUCAAUGUAUUGCUGCUUGUAGUAUUAAUCAACAAGUAAAUAAUGGAGUUUGUGUAUGUUCAGGAUCGAAUGUAUAUAAGAGCAUAGAUGGAUAAUCCUGCUUAAGUAACUGUCCUAACUACAUAAAUCCAAACCCAAGCAUAAAAGAAUGUGUUAGUGAUUGCUCAAUUUUUUAAAAUUUUGUAAAUCCAACUUAAACUAAUUCAUAGUGUGUUUGCCCUUCUAAUUAAUAAUAUAUAAAAAGUGAUUUUUCUUAGUGUUAAUCACAAUGUGAUUAGCAAUAGUUUCUACAUAUUAAUACUAAAUAACUUUAUUGUAUAUAAGAUUGUCCAUCGAGUAUUCCUGGAUCAGUCAAUCCAAGUUAGUAUUAUUAAAGAUGCUAAUGCUCUACUUAAACUCCUCUAAUAAGUGCUGAUAUGA